GUCGUGGUUGACCCGGCCGCGCUGCGUGAAAAUAAGCAGCACAUGCACGACUUUGAUCGGGGGUUACAGCACGCGCUGUGGUUUUUGAAAAAGAAAGCCGACCGGUACGCCAGCAACGACACGGUAUUUUCUGUGGUGCACAAAUCCAUUGCCGUGCCCGGCGCGGGCGACAAGCACGAUUACAUGUCCUUGGCCCGCUAUUAUUGGCCGAACGAGUCACAACCGCACGGGAUGCCGUACAUUCGACACGACGGCAAGGUCAAUCCCGAAAUCCACAAAGUGCCCGACUAUACGCAGUUCCGCAACCUGGUCAAGCAUGUCCAGUUUCUGGCUCUGGGAUACCAUUACUUUGACAACGAAACGUAUGCUGAACGUGCGACGCAACGCAUCCAUGAUUGGUUUAUCAAUCCAGAGACUCGCAUGAACCCGCAUUUGCAAUAUGCUUCGCUGGUGCGCGGAUAUAACACGGGCCGAGCCAAGGGGAUCAUUGAUUUCCAUGUCCUGCCGGACUUGCUGGACAGCGUGGCGAUCCUUCAGUACAGUCAAGCAUGGCAAGAAUACAAAGGGACGACGAACGCACAUAUACGGUACUGGUUUGCACAAUACAUCGAAUGGCUCACCGAGAGUCCCAAUGGCAUCUAUGAAAUGGAGUCGCACAACAACCACGGAACAUAUUACGAUAUCCAAAGAGCCGCAAUAUACCGUUUCUUGGACAAGGCCGAUUUGGCACGCCAAGUAGUGGUGAAUGCCUCGGCGGCGCGUGUUGCACAACAGAUCCUGACAUCGGGCGAACAAUAUUUGGAAACGGCUCGUCCGACGUCUUGGUUAUAUUCCAUUUUUAAUCUCAAAGCCUUGUUUCGACUCGCCCAUAUCAGUGACCAAUUGGGCGUGGAUCUGUAUGGGUACACGACCGUGGACAACAAGAGCAUCAAAGCCGCAUUGGACUUUGUGCUCCCUUAUGCGCUCAACGAAAGCUCUUGGUCGUUU
Messenger RNA from Zychaea mexicana, 987 nucleotides. RefSeq names its product alginate lyase domain-containing protein. Lineage: Eukaryota; Fungi; Mucoromycota; Mucoromycetes; Mucorales; Lichtheimiaceae. Gene Ontology annotation, cellular component: periplasmic space. The transcript has a single exon. The record is from RefSeq and is a predicted model, not a curated record. Gene Ontology annotation, molecular function: lyase activity. The annotation marks the transcript as partial.